AUGGAGUCUUCCUCCUCCGCGGCAUCUGCGGUUGACUCCACCACGAAGCUCCUUCAAGAUUUGCGGCUCCUGGGAACUAACCGCAUCGGGAAGGUACCGAUCCGCGAUCCGUUUACCUAGGGACGGGUUGCCCCCUCGCGUUUCUGACGGUUGCUAUCUAGGGUUUGAUCAAACCGUUCAAACUAUUAACACUAUGCCGUGCCAGGCGGCAUCCGUGAAGUUUUUUACCUUAUUGAAUUCAUGGACUAGGCAACGUCUCGAUGUUCCAAAUUGUAUUAAAACUUUUCUUGUUGUAUUGCUCAUUUCGCUGCCCAUCUAUUUCCCGGUUUAGUCUGAAUCUCGUUCCUCGGCCGGGAUGGUUCGUGAGUCUUCAUGAGUUUCUUUAAAGAAAGGUGAAAUCUUCAAUUUCUUGAGAAGUUAGAACUUUAAUGUCGUUCAAAUAGGCAAGUCCUUCACUUUUUUCCGUCUUGUCUGGGUUGCAGAGAUUGAGUAAACCGGCUAUUCUUUCUUGGGUUUUAAUACCGUUUUGAUUAAGACGAAAUCCUCGAUUGUUGUAUUUAGCAUAUGGAUGCCAUGGAGAUGGAUCUCGCAUCGGAAGUCCCAGAUACCCCUGAAAGACUGACAAUUACGUGGGCAGAAGAGGAUGGUGCUGAAAAAGUUGCAAGAGGAGCAUCUUAUUUCAAUGGUAGAAAUCUCAGCCUCCGGGCUGAAGGCGCCAACUCCUCUAACGGAAUCGAUAAUGCAAGCCUAUUCAGACAGGGAAGGCUAGCUUCUUUAAUCUCCAGUCCGUGUGAUGCUGAGCUCUAUUACACCGACAAGAAGUUUCCUUCUGGUAUUUCCCAUCCCACUAGAUGUAGGAGCGCUCGGAGGAGGAUGGCACAUGAUUUUCAUGGUGAAGGCCAGAGCAAUCAUAUUAGUUCGAUUGGUGUUCUAUCAUCUCCAAGUGGGUCUACAAUGGCGACACAGUAUGGGAAUGUGGAUUCCCUGGAAUUGUCUGAAGAUAACCUUGGAACAAAAGGAAUAGCUGGAAUUGCUGCAGCUAGUGCAAAGUCAGCACAUUGUUCUAUGGAUUGGGGCAGUGAAUCUCGAAAUGUACUCUCUUUGAUGAAUGAUUCGCGAACUAUAACUGAAAAUGCUACAUCACAGCCUCAGAGAUUGGUGCACGACGGUUCCAUCUCUUCCAGCAAUGGCAAAAAGGAGUGUCUUUCUUCAGUUCACGAAGAAUCAAACUCAUCUCUGGCGGGAAGAAGUCGCCCUGAGAAAGGGAAAGGAUUAUACUUCUCAAAUGAUCCCACUAGAUGUAGGAGCGAAAAGGCAUCUACUGAAUCUCACCAACUUAGUAUUCGUCAGAAGAAUUUUGGGCAGAAAAGGCUCGUACGCAAUGGGUGUAUAUCUCCUAUAAAUAUAGCAAAGACCACUAAUCUUGCAUCUGGGAAGAAUGAACGAAUCGGAAAAGUUAACUCCCAGGAAAUUUUAGACGGAUUGUCAUCACGCCAACGACAUGGCCUCAGUCCUGAUUAUGAACUCAGACAAGCAGAUCACGCGAAAGAGGAAAAAAACUUACAGGCAAAUUAUCAAGAUGCUAAAUCCAGCUUUGUGCCAAGCAGGUAGGAAUUUUUUCUAUAUCCAUGUAUCCAUGGUGAUGUCUUGUCUGACAAUUAGUACAAUUAACAAUUAUACUCUUGAAAAAAUCAUCCAUGUCAAACUUUUCCUUUUAAUGUUAUUUUCGUGUAAAAACUAUUCCAUUAUACUGUUUGGCGAUAUGCCUUUGAUUUUAACCUUUUUCGAUUGUUGAAAUUAAAAUAUUUCUCAAAUUUAAGUAUAUAAAAAAUAUUUUUUUAGAAACUUCAUUACUCGCUGACCAUUCUUUCCAUUAAAACCAGAAACAACUUUAUUUGGUUCCGUGAAGGCCUUGUUACCCAACCGAUAAGGUUGUGUGGGAUCACCUUUGUCAAUCGGUCUCUUCUACCACUAAAUUGAACAGAAAAAUGUAGGAGCUAUAUUUAUCUCCAAUUUUCGCUGUCACAUCCUUUACUACAAUGACUUACUGAAUCAUUGUCUUAUCAGUUCAUCCUCAAAUGUUGUUAAAGCAGGACCAUGAAUCUCGUCCAAAGUACUGUCCUUUUAUGAUCUAGUAAAUCCUUAGCUCAGAUUUUGAAGUUAUGGAGAGCUGAGAGCACCUGCAUACAUUCCAGAAGCCUUGUCCAUGACUUUCUGGACACUGGUAGAACAUCUGUCUGGGAGGAUGAAUGGCCUUUGAGUUUGUUGUCCACCCCACGCUCCCCUCUCAAUGAAGCUGAAUGAAAAUCAUCUCUAACCAAUGGCUAUGUGCCUGCAACCUGAGUUGUCGGAUUGGUAUGGUGAAUGCUUUUCAUCAUUAUUAUCCAAGAGAACUUUAAUGAAAUGGUCUUGAGUAUGCCUGGGCUUAUGUUUGCCUUCAGCUCUAAUAGAACAAAAGAAGGGAAAGUUUUUAUAGGAAUUAUGAGUGAACGGUGAAUUUUUUUACAAUCAGACGUCAUUCUUAUCACUGAACUAUCUGUGACCGUCAGUACAGAUAACGAGAAUUAUGUCCUUGAAUAGUUAGGGAUGUAUACUGAAGCAUGCUGAUCUCAAUGGAUUUUCCUGAAACGUCAAAGUUGUCCUUUUUUGUCAAUGGUAUUCUAGAAUCCCUGGUCCUCUUUGGAGCCCUGUGUAAAAGGUUCCCUAAGUGCUGAGCAUCAUUGUGAAUAGGUAAUGGUGAAUGCAGAGUGUUUAGUUUCAGCAGGGCAGAACUUUGAAUAAGGACAGGGAGCAUUUAAAAUCGUUGGAGAGAAGCCUAUUUUUUUAAAGGUCAGGAAUCACCCAUACCGAAUAUCCAGCUGAUCUGAUAGCGUAUGUGGUAACAUUCACCAUUCAAAUUCUCAAAGGCCUGAAGGAUCCGCGUAUCUGAUCCCAUGCUGGCUGCAGAUUCCCAUCCCGAGUGGCAGACAUUCCUGAUGGGGAAAAUCGUGUAACAUUGAUACCCAUUGAUGAUAGUGAAUCGUGGGCAGUGAUGCUUGUCUCCAAGAUUGGUCUUGCUAUUUUGUGCUCUCAUUUCACAGACAAGGGGUGCUCUGUAAAAUCAUAAAUGUUUUUAAUAUUUUCUUUAAUGCCUAUCUUGGAGUGUAGAUUUUGUUGAUCUCAUGCUAUCAUUUUUAAGGGAACUGUUACUGCCUGCUAAGGAGAGAGCUGUUAAUGCAAAAUCAACCUCCGACUGCUGUCCUAGUGACAAUAUUAGUUGGAGAAGCACACCCAACCAUACAAGGGAGCUUACCCAACUCAUAGCUCCAGAAGCCUCAAUUUCACCACAAAAGAGGAAUCAUUCUUUUCACUCAUUAGAUCAGCACCAGGAACACGUAUCCGAAGAUAGAAGAUAUGUGAAUGCAAGGCACCCGUGUCAUGGUGUUGAUUCUUUGAAAGCAGCUGCUUCAUCUUCUUUUCCUCGUGAAUCCGAUGUGAGCCUGCUUCCAGGACCAUCUGAAGCUACGGUUGAGCUUAAUUCUGACCGCAAAAGCCAUUUUCCCACACGAAGACCCUCGAGAGGAAAAAGGAAACCCAGCUCUAAUCAUUCUUAUCUUGGUGAAUGUUCUAGUUCAGGAUUUACUGAACAGAAAGUAUCUCAUCGACAAUCAUCAUGGAACCUUUCAAAUGGUAACUCAGAAGGGGGUCAAAAUUUAGAUAACCACGGUGCUACCCUAGAAACAAUCAUAGAUGUUGAUGAACUGCCUUCCCCAGUAUCAAGAAGUAUCACCGACCACACUGAAAGCUGCAUAAAUUCUGAGUCAGAUGCAAGGGCUCAGCAAGUUGUAUCUGAUGAAAUGCUAGCUCGUCAACUACAAGAGCAGUUUUUCAACGAAUCGUCCGGUUUUGAGGAUCCAGACGAGGUUAGGUUUCCUUCUCUCAGGAACUUUGUUCUCUUCCUUUGAGUUAACUCAUGUGAUGGUAGUUCGUUGAUAUGUUUGUUGGGACUAUUCUCACAGUCCAUUCUAGGAAUUGUUUAGUUGCAGGGGCGCAAAAUAUCUCUGACUGGAACCCUUGUUCUCAUGCAGAUUGAUGCUAGUAUACCAUGGUCACUGCAGCAAGAAGAGGAUGCUCGGCGUGCCUCUCUCAUUCGAAGCCGCAGUCAAUCACAGCGUGUAAGUGAUCUUAUAAACCAGGUUUCAAAAUGCUUAUCCAACAUAAGGUAGAUUUAAUUAAGUAUCCUUAAAAUGCCUUGCCGCUGUUCAUUACAAGUUCAUGUUUUGAAUAUAUCAAGAUAUUAGAACCCGUAUCAGUUAAUCGUUUUCUUCCACUUUAACGUCAAGACUAUUGCCAUUUAUGUGCAAACUUUGAUCUCUUUAGGUUGCGAUGCUAUGUCUACCGCAAAUGAUGCCAAUAACGCUUUAAUGUCAACUCUUCUGCAUUUCCAAUGAUCAUGGUAUACUCAUAUUGAUAAAAGCACUAGGCUGCAAUUUGGAGUUCAAUUUCAAGCGAAAUAUGCAGAUCACAAUCAAGAUUUGUGCACCUGUGAAGAUUUAUUGGACCAAAAAAGCAGCUACCUUCUCAUUAAAACAGUGUGAGGAAGCGAUCAUAUAGUUCAGAUAUAUGUAUGUUUAUAUAUAAUAUAUAUAUACAGAAAGAGAGAGAGAGAGAGAGAGAGAGAGAGAGAGAGAGAGAGAGGGAGACUUUCCAUAAUGUCAGCUUAAUCAAUAUAAAAUUUGAAUUGGAUUUACAUCUUCUGCGAACUUUGUUAUUUUUUUCGAGUUUAGUGGUAUUUUGAUUACAUUAUUGGCACUCCAUUUUCUCUUCUGAAAGCUCUGCUUUUAUUCAUCAAGGGACCCUCGGAUUUUAUUUGACUGCGUUUUUUUACAGAGGGGCCCAUCCAUUGCACAUUUGUAUAGACAAUAUCCAAGGCGGCCCUCCCAGGAAUCUACAGUAAAUUCCACCAACCAUCCCCGGAUCGCCUCAUCCGCAAGAAUGGCUCAGUUGCGGAGAAACAUGAGACGCGGGAUGGAUCUAGAGACGGUACUGCUAUCUGCCCACAUGCCGUUGGAAAGUUACUAGUUUGUCUUUCUCUAUUUCUUACUAUCGUGAUACGGUAUGCACCCAGGUUUUAAUCAUAUCAUAGGUUGGUAGAAAUCCUGAACUUUGAUGGUAUUCAUGUGCCCAUGUACUUCUCACAUCAUCACCUCCAUCUAAGUUUACGUUAUAUGGUAUGAUGAUGGUCAAGAUUGUGUGCCCUGUUUCAAUGGUGUUCAAUGUUCUAUGGUGCUGCAAACUGCUGAAGAUUUUUUCGUUUUGCCAUCAUCUUUUCAGUCUCAAAGCUCAGGCCUGGGUCUAGUGUUUUACUUAUGAAGUGGAACCAGUGUCGAGCUGUGAUCGAUUUUAUUUUUUUAUUUGUUGGGGUUGCUGGAUGUGACGGCCAUGUCCAUUCAAGAGAAGCUCUAUGGGUCAGGCUAGAGUCCUCUUGAUUGUUUUUUGUGGGGUCAACUUCUAAGCGACGUUCUCUUUUCGUUUGCCUGUUUGUGAUUGUGUUGACUUUAAUUAUUUUUGGUUUUCGCUGGUCAUUUUCAUGCUGUUGAAUAAUAAUAUUAAUAAUAAAAAUCAUGAGAGCUAAUUUCUGAUCCUUGCAAUGAAAUUCGUUUUAAUGUGAUCUGCAGAGGAUUAAUUUCUUGGAAGCAUUAGAAGUAGCGUUCAACAUCGGUAAUGAUCCCAGGGGCGAUAUUCUUCAUGCUCAGCGGGAUUUCAACGCGUAAGUCUGGUUUAUUUGAUGGGCCAAGUUAAUCAUAUGGUGAAAGCCCGGCGAUUCCUGGCCACCAUCAUCACCGGAGUCUUUAAUUUUUCAUAAAUUUGAGAUUUUCGAUGCCAUUUGUCGGGUAUUGAUGAAGAACUCGUGUUUUUUCGUUUGAAUCUGCUCGUAGAAAUGACUACGAGCUGUUGCUGGCCCUCGAUGAUGACAACCAUCGGCAUGUCGGCGCUUCUCUCCAGCAAAUCAGCAGCUUGCCCGAAUCGGUGAUCCAGGUAGAGAUCUAUGAGUCUGACUGAUCGAUCUUCUUCUCCGUGAUGAUCCCACCAGUGAUGAAACAUUGCUGCUUUCUCUCACCUUCAGACUGAAAAUGUUGAAGAACCGUGCGCCAUCUGCCUGGAGACGCCCUCAGUUGGGGACACCAUCCGCCAUCUGCCGUGCUUGCAUAAAUUCCACAAAGAUGUAGACGAACUUCUCCCUGCUCCUUCCUCGUAGAUCGAAGAGAAGUUCUGUUUAUCUGGGAUUUGGUUGGAUGUCUGAUCCGUCUUCUGGCAAUCGCAGUGUAUCGACCAGUGGCUCCGGAGGAGGACGACGUGCCCGAUCUGCAAGUCGGGGAUCACAUAG
Molecule: messenger RNA, 6367 nt
Organism: Spirodela intermedia
Lineage: Eukaryota; Viridiplantae; Streptophyta; Magnoliopsida; Alismatales; Araceae
Source: the annotation of a GenBank genome assembly